Toxotes jaculatrix (banded archerfish) is the source of this 1946-nucleotide messenger RNA. It is a transcript of the gene cart4, whose product is annotated as cocaine- and amphetamine-regulated transcript 4. The coding region runs from base 1590 to 1922 and encodes 110 amino acids. NCBI's taxonomy places the organism in Eukaryota, Metazoa, Chordata, Actinopteri, Toxotidae. The transcript has 4 exons. Gene Ontology annotation, biological process: positive regulation of MAPK cascade; cellular response to starvation; adult feeding behavior. The record is from RefSeq and is a predicted model, not a curated record. Gene Ontology annotation, molecular function: neuropeptide hormone activity.
CACACACACACACAACACACACAGCUGUUUUCAGUCGAUCAUGUGAUCUGUUAUUGAUUCAUUCUUUGAGUAAAUCUUAACUGAUUUAUUAACUGAUUGGAAGAUCAAACGUCUCAAAGGCGUGGCCACGCCCCCCGUCAGUGGUGUUACAGGUGUUCUCUGUUCAUUCACGUUCAGGCUCAUUUUUCUUCUGAAGGUUCGGUGAAGGCGGCGGCGGACGAUGACCUCGCCCUCCAUCUUCUUCGCUGGUGUUUCUGAAUAAACGCCGUCAGCGAGGCGUCGGCUUCAGCCUCGACUGUCGACUGCAGAUUCAUCUUCAGCUGCCGUCGCUCCGGCUCAGAUUAAACACUGAAUCAUUCAGGGUCAAACACUGAAUCAGGAACAAACAGCAGGAAAAGUCUCCCUCAGGAAAAGGACAGAGGUCCCAGGUGAAGGUGGCGAGGCGGCUCAGUAGUCAGUGGUCACUCUGGGUCGCCGGUUUGAUUCCCGGCUCCUUUGCCUUCCUGCUGCACCUGAAAAGAUCGAAUGACAUUUGAAUAAUGAAGGUGCUGAUGUUGUUGCCGUGGUUUGUGUAACGGUGGGAUCAGAGCCGUGUUUGGUGAAGUGGCAGCAGCGGUUUGACAUUUAGCCGUUAAUGAGAGCAGAGAUGAAGCAGCAGAGACGGAGCCGGUCGAGCUGCAGGUCGCCUCACCGAGCAAAUCAGACAAGGAAAAGGGCAAAACGGUUUCCUCCUGCGUCAUCAUUAAACACAGUCCAGUCUGAGGUCAGCUGCUGCCUCCAGGUGAAGAGCAUGAUGGGAGAUUCAUCAACAAACAACAUUCAAAUCAAACAGAAAGAAGGAAUCCUCAGAGCUCCUGACCUCUGACCUCUGACCUGGGGCAGGAGGCAGCUGCAGUUUGAUCAGCAGGUGGAGACUGAAGCUGAUGAUGAGGGUGAAAAUCAGACACAGGUAACGAACCUCAGGAGGGUUUUCCACGCUGACCUCAGAGUGACGGGCUGACCCUCGCAGAGCGCCGCCGUCAGUCUGAGGCCGCGAGCGUGUGACCCACGACACACUGACUACAAACCUGCUGUACAGAGGAUCAGAGCGGCACGAGCACAGAGGGCGCGGCGGCCAUCUUUCCUCUGUCUGUUGUCCACCAUCACAGUAAUGAAAGGAUCGUCUCGCUCAGUGUCUCUGCUCCCUCAGCAGUGAGUCACAGUCUGACCUUUGACCUCUGAACAACAACGCUCGGGUCCUCGGGGUGUUUGCGUGUAAACAUUUGGUAUCGACCUGUUCAAUAUUAACCACACACACACAUCAUCAAUCACCGCGGCACCAUCCACACGUUUUAUCUGAUGUGCUGCAUACAUGAAUAAUGAGAGAGCGGGCGUCUGUCAGCAGAGACAUCACGCAGCAGGAGGAGCAGACGCUAUAAAUACAGGACAGAGAGGAGGAGGACGACGAAAGCCAAGCUGCUGGAACAACACCCACCACUCUGGAGCUGAAAUCAGACACCACAGAAGAAGAAAGGAAGAAACUGAAUAUUUCUGCAGGAUCUUAAAUUAUUUCUGUUGAAGUUAGACGUUUUUUAAACUUAAUUCUGGUGAUGGAGAGCGUGCGAGCCGUGGUCUACCUGUCCGUCUGUCUGUCCGUGCUGACAUCACUCUGUCAGGGUCAAAGGUCAGCUGACAGCCAGCUGCCCUCCGCGCCGGACGAGCCGGUCCUCGGACUCACAACCAGAGACCUGGCUGAAGCGCUGCAGGGUUUCCUGGAUGAAGCUGACAGCAGGGCCGGUCUGUCUGUGGAGAAGAAAGCCAGCGUCAUCCCACGGUGUGAUGUUGGUGAACGAUGUGCGAUGAAACACGGACCUCGAAUCGGCCGACUGUGCGACUGUCUGAGAGGAACGGCCUGCAACACCUUCUUCCUGCGCUGCUACUGACACACACACACACACACACACACA